AUGGAGAACUUCCCUGUGAUAAACUUGGAGAAUAUCAAUGAUGAGGAGAGGAAAGCUAUCUUGAAGCAAAUUGAAGAUGCUUGCCAAAACUGGGGAUAUUUUGAGUUGAUGAAUCAUGGAAUACCCCAUGAACUUUUGGAUAGGGUGGAAAGGUUAACAAAAGAGCAUUAUAGGAAAUGCAUGGAGAAGAGGUUCAAUGAGGCAGUGGCAAGCAAGGGUUUGGAGGGUGUCCAAGCUGAACUAAAGGACAUGGACUGGGAGAGCACCUUCUUCUUGCGCCAUCUCCCAACCUCCAACAUCUCCGAAAUCCCGGAUCUCACACAAGAGUACAGGGAUGCAAUGAAGGAAUUUGCAGAGAAAUUGGAGAAGCUAGCUGAGGAGUUGCUAGACCUGCUGUGUGAAAAUCUUGGAUUAGAAAAGGGGUACUUGAAGAAGGCAUUUUAUGGAUCAAGAGGUCCUAAUUUUGGGACAAAGGUUGCAAACUACCCAGCGUGCCCAAAGCCAGAAUUGGUGAAGGGUCUUCGUGCCCAUACAGAUGCGGGUGGGAUUAUCCUUCUCUUGCAAGAUGACAAGGUCAGUGGCCUUCAGCUUCUCAAAGAUGGGCAAUGGGUGGAUGUGCCUCCAAUGCGCCAUUCCAUUGUUGUUAACCUUGGUGACCAACUUGAGGUUAUUACCAACGGGAAAUACAAGAGUGUGGAGCAUCGUGUGAAUGCUCGAAGUGAUGGGACAAGAAUGUCGGUGGCAUCAUUUUACAACCCUGGGAGUGAUGCUCUUAUCUACCCUGCACCACCAUUGUUGGAGAGAGAGGCAAAGGAGACAGACAUGAUAUACCCAAAAUUUGUAUUCGAGGAUUACAUGAAGCUCUAUGCUACGCUCAAGUUCCAACCAAAGGAGCCAAGAUUUCAAGCCAUCAAGGGUGUCUACUCAGUUUAG
Sphenostylis stenocarpa is the source of this 933-nucleotide messenger RNA. Lineage: Eukaryota; Viridiplantae; Streptophyta; Magnoliopsida; Fabales; Fabaceae. The record is from the annotation of a GenBank genome assembly.